Molecule: messenger RNA, 4158 nt
Organism: Vespa mandarinia (Asian giant hornet)
Lineage: Eukaryota; Metazoa; Arthropoda; Insecta; Hymenoptera; Vespidae
Product: protein GPR107
Biological process (GO): transport
Cellular component (GO): Golgi apparatus; membrane
Source: RefSeq, a predicted model, not a curated record
UCUUUUAUUCUUUCUUCUUUCGAUUUACAUAUAAUUUUGUUUCGAUUACGAUGCAGUACUGUAAUGAUCGUGCAAUAUCACGGAUGGAUAGGCGUGUUACAUCGAUAUCUUUCUUUUAUAUAUAUGUGAACAUAUAUCUUAUAUUCGAUCUGUGUAAUACGUGGUGUAUACUAGCGUGUCAUAUAUAUGCGUAUAAAGACACAAGGAAAUAUAUUUCACUCAGUACGUUUGGUUUUUACAAGGAUGGUAUACUUAAUGUCAGUCUUACGAAUUUCAGAGCUGAUCCUUUAGACAAAAAUGCAGUAUUUGGAUUCAGUCUGGACCGGACACUUAGCGACGCAGUAAAUCCUUAUUUAGAUAGUCAUCAAGAAAGAUGUGUGCUUCAAAAUAUAUCCAAUCCUAAAACAGAACUAAAGAAGAAGAAUGAUAGUACUGUCAUAUACUUUACAAUGGACUUUAAAAAUUUAUCAUUGAAGAUAAAUUGCAGUCACAAUAUACAUACAGUUCAUAUAUAUAAAGAUUCUAGUUUGAUACCAGAUUUUAGGAUGAAAAGAAAUUCACUGCCAACAAAAUUUAGCGAUACAGCGCUUUUUCCAAGAAGGAAACGUAACAUAUCUAUACACGAAAAUGAAAAAUCCAUCAAAAAAGACGAGACUGAUUUCAAAUUAGAAUCGAAUAGUUGUGCUUAUUUAGCACAGGCACCACUACCGAUGACCGUGGAAACUAUAAAGGGCAAAAUGUAUUAUAACACAAGCUUUGCCAUGUACGUAGCCAAUAAAGAAGAGGAAGGUCUUUACAAUCUUUAUUUUCAUAAUUGUCCUAAUUAUAAGGGUGAUACUCAAGUUGCUGUAGAUUUUACGAUACAAAUAGCUGAAAUCAAUCAUGGAAAUUUUCUUAGUGCUGGAGAAAUGCCUUUACCAGCUUUAUAUUUUAUGAUGGCUUUUUUGUUUCUCUUUUCUGGCAGUUUCUGGGUCUUCAUACUUAAGAAGAGCAAGCAUCCUGUUUUUAAAAUUCAUUAUUUAAUGGCAGUAUUGGUAUUUCUGAAGUCUUUAUCUUUACUAUUCCAUGGCGUCAAUUAUCAUUUUAUUCAAACAAAGGGUGAACACGUAGCAGCGUGGGCUAUAUUGUAUUAUAUUACACACUUGUUAAAAGGUGCUGUACUGUUCAUUACUAUUGUCCUUGUUGGCACAGGAUGGACAUUCAUUAAACAUAUUUUGGCAGACAAGGAUAAAAAGCUUUUUAUGAUCGUCAUUCCAUUACAGGUAUUAGCAAAUGUUGCGGAAAUAAUAAUAGAGGAAGGCGAAGAAGGCGAUAUAGAGAAUCAAACAUGGCGCGAUGUUUUUAUUCUCGUGGAUUUGCUUUGUUGUGGUGCUAUUUCAUUCCCGAUAGUUUGGAGUAUCAGACAUUUACAAGAAGCUGCUCAUACGGAUGGCAAAGCUGCUGUUAAUUUACGGAAACUCAAACUUUUUCGACAUUUCUAUAUCAUGAUACUUGGUUAUAUAUACUUUACCAGAUUUAUAGCGUACUUACUUAAGAGUACGGUACCGUUUCAAUAUGAAUGGUUGGAUGAAAUGUCUCGUGAGAUGGCAACUUACGUUUUUUUCGUUUUAACGGGUUAUAAGUUUCGACCAGCCUCCGCGAAUCCUUAUUUCACAUUAACAACUGAUGAAGUAGAUCAAGGUGACGAUGACGACGAAAUGGACAUCGUCCUCUUUUCUAGCGUUAGCGGUGGUAGCGGACUUACCGAGAAUCUCAGUAAAGUUAGCAAAGUCUCCAAAGUGGUAAGGCCAACGACCUCGGAAGUUCCAUCUACUCAAGAGGAAAGGGAUAGUCUUUUUAACAAAAAAGAUACUACUCAUGAAUAUGAUUGAACACAUGAACUAUACCUAAUAGAUCGAUUUUGGGUAUUGCUCCAAGUGUAUAAUGUAUGUGUAUUUUAUAAAAUCUCAAUAUGCUUUUUGCGAGUAAGAUGAACGCACUGUGCGAGAAAGAGAGAGAGGGAGAGAGAGAAAGAGAGAGAAAGAAAGAAAGAGAGAAAGAAAGUUUAAAAUGUAAAGCACGAGAUAGUUUUAAAAUAGUUAACUCGGAACUUUCUGUAUAUUUCCUAUAUUACAGGACGAUUCACGCAACUAUAACAAUCUAUAUCUUUUUUCUUUUUUGGUUAAAGUUAGAAAAAGAUGAAUGGUUCAAGAUAGAUUACAUAUUCAUAAACAUAUUUUUUUGCAAUUGUGUGUGCAUGUGCAUUUUGUAAUGGUACUAUUUUCAUUUAAAUGAGAACUUUCCAUUUUUUUUUUGUUACAUACAUUGUAUCAUUUUGUCAUUCUAUGUAAGAAGGUAUUAGGAUAACAUAGUCGAGAAAUGAUUAGUUCGUGAAAAAAUGUAACUUGAAAAAAUGUCUUCAUUAAAGGAAAGCUCGAACAAUUUUCAUUACAUUCUAAAUAUUUCGUAUAACGUUUUUUAAUUUAAUUUCAUAACCGAAUUGAGUUGAUCUUUGAUUAUUGUUAUUACUAAAAUUUAUAUAUUUUCUUAGUUUUUAUUUUUAUUUAUUUUUAAACAUUUUAUUUUUUAUUUGUUUUUUUAUUUGAAAAAUGUGAUAUUUCAUGUAUUUUAAGUUGUAUAUCUGUGAUAGGUUUCGUACUCUUUUAUGAUAAAUUAUCAUUGGAUCAAUGAAUCUUUUUCGAAUACGUAUCUGCUACUGUUAUGAAAACAAAAAAUGAAAAUAUGUAAGAAGCGUUUUCUUUCUUUUUUUUUUAAAUACUCGUGAACUAAUCAUUUUUCAAUCAUUUUAUUCUAAUAUUUUCUUAGGUAGAAUAACGAGUGGAUACAAAAAGAAGGGAAGAUUUACAUUCACAACAAAAAUACUGCGUAUACAUAUGUGAAAAAAUACGAUCGUGAAUAUAGUAGUUCUACCUAAAUUAAUCAUCUUUUUCCUCCAACAUUUUUUUUUAAAUUUUAACCAAAAAAAAAAAAGAAAGAUAUCAGUUGUUAUAUAGUUGCAUGAAUCAUCCUGUAUAAAUAUACGACUGUUUCAUAUUCCUUAGAGAAUAAAAUAAUAAGAGCGAUGUAUCGUGCGCCGCAGUGGUAGUAAAAAAACAAUCGUACAACUUUGUAUUAUUAUUAUUAUUAUUAUUAUUAUUAUUAUUAUUAUUAUUAUCAUUAUUAUUAUUAUUAUUACUAUUAUUAUUACUAUUACUAUUACUAUUAUUAAUAUUAUUAUUAUCAUUAUCAUCAUCAUCUUGUACUUAAUGACAAAAAAUUCGAUCAUUGUAAAGUACGACUGCGGCAUGCAUUUUCGUGCAGAGAUCGUAAUUUAAUAAGUAUGUAUGAUGUACUUUAUAUUUUAUACGCCGAAAUAUUCUCGUUUUGAUCACGUAAUACAUCCUCCCCAUCCCUUUACUCCCUCGCGUUUUAUGAAAUUCUACAUGUUAUACAUUGGCAGUUUUUUUAGUGUUUAAAAGUAUUACGAUUAAAUCCGUAAAAGGAUUUUACACAGAUAAUUCGUAAUACGACACCACGUCCAUUAAAGUACUGAUUAUAUUUUUUUUCACUUUUUUUUUCUCCUAAGAAUUUUGUAAAUAAGAAAGGAGAAGGAAAUUAGUUCGUCUUAAUUUUCAAGUUAUAUUGUGAAAUCAACGUUCAAAUUCUUUCCAUCAACAAGUUUGUCACUUCGCCAUUUCCAAAGUUUUACAUUUUGAUGGAACAAUUUUGUGAAAUUUUUCUAAGCAUUUACGACUAUCUCUAUCUUUAUCUUUUUAAGACACGCUUAAAAAUUUUUUUAAAGAUUCUCAUCCAGGACUCUUAGGUAUGUUGUGAUAGACGAUCUACACCCGUAUACGUGAUUUAUCUGUCAUAAUCCAAUUACUUCUUUUUUCUUCUUUUUUUUAUUUGCACAUUACAAUCCUAGUAGAAAAAAUAUAAUUGUUAUGGAUACCGAGAAAUAAUCGGAAACUCGAAACAUCUUUGAUGUUUCCUGUUGACGAAUUUACUAUAAUACGUUAUUGCGAAUAAUAUUAUUAGUAAACUAUAUUAUUAUUUAUGCAAUAUGUGUAUUGAUAUUAGUUUUGACAUUUGUUAAAAAUAAUACACUAUGUUAAAGUGUAAUAAGCAUGAAAUGACGGAAAACAUAUUGAAAAAAAUAAAGCGGAUAUUUUUAUGAAA